Molecule: messenger RNA, 540 nt
Organism: Funneliformis mosseae
Lineage: Eukaryota; Fungi; Glomeromycota; Glomeromycetes; Glomerales; Glomeraceae
Source: the annotation of a GenBank genome assembly
AUGGUACUUUUUCUCGACCUAAAUGGAAAAAACAUUGUUACGAAUAGGUUUAUAGUUGAUAUAACGAAAGAAAUAUGGAAGAAAAAAAAGAUUUCGCAUCUUCAAGAAUUUAUUAAAAAUGCUAAAAAAAACGCUUUCGAAAAAAUUGACGCAUGCGAGCUCAACAUAUGGAAAGUUGCUAUUCACGUUAAGGUCCCUCGCGAGGCAUUACGCAAGCGUCUCAAGCUAUUUUUACUUAUGAAUAUCAUAAAUAUUCUUGUUCAAUUUAUUGGUGAACAACCAGACACACUUCUUGAAUCACUUUCAAGAUUCCGGACGGCCUUCCGAACAUGGGCGUCAAACGAAUCAAGAGACCUUACGUUAAAAUGGCAUGCCAACGUUGCAGAAAAAUCAAUCGCAAAUGUCAUGAAUAAUGGCGGCAUGUCAACGUUGCAGAAAAAUCAAUUGCAAUGUUAUGAAUCGCAUCUAUCUACUCCGGCCAAGAGAGGAAGGCCUCCUAAAAAAGAUUCUAAGAAAUCUGAUGUUGACAUAGCAUUAUAA